AUGCGCUACCGCUGUCGCCGCGGCCGCCGGGAGAGCGAGUCCACAGGACGGGGCGCGGCCGGGAGGAGGCGGCGACGUGGACUCAGUUUCCCGUCGCGCCCCUCGGCCGCCCCCCGGCCAUGUAAGCGCUGCUCGGCGAGCGGCCGCCCCGUUUCCUGGUCGGGCUCCGGCGGCCAUUUUGGGCUGAGGCGCAGCGCGGAGGCCGCGGAGCGGUCGCGGGCGGACGGGCCGAGCCGAGCGCCGGGCGAUCGCGGCUCCCUCGGACCAGCGUACCGCGGAGCGCCUGCCUCGGCGGCGGGAGGUGCCGCCGCACCGCCCCCUCACAGCGCGCUCGCCGUCCCUCGGGCCGCGGGCCCCACGGACAUGUCCAGCAUGAACCCCGAAUAUGACUAUUUAUUCAAGCUACUUCUGAUUGGAGACUCCGGUGUUGGGAAAUCUUGCCUUCUACUUAGGUUUGCAGAUGACACGUACACAGAAAGUUACAUCAGCACGAUUGGUGUGGACUUCAAAAUCAGAACUAUAGAACUAGAUGGGAAAACAAUCAAGCUUCAGAUAUGGGACACGGCGGGACAGGAGCGGUUUCGGACUAUCACUUCCAGUUACUAUAGAGGAGCUCAUGGCAUCAUAGUUGUGUAUGAUGUUACAGAUCAGGAGUCUUUCAAUAAUGUCAAGCAGUGGCUGCAGGAGAUAGACCGUUAUGCCAGUGAAAAUGUCAACAAGUUGUUGGUGGGGAACAAGUGUGAUCUGACCACAAAGAAAGUAGUAGAUUAUACAACAGCAAAGGAAUUUGCAGAUUCUCUUGGAAUUCCGUUUUUGGAAACCAGUGCAAAGAAUGCCACAAAUGUAGAACAGUCUUUCAUGACCAUGGCUGCCGAGAUUAAAAAACGAAUGGGUCCGGGAGCGACAGCUGGUGGUGCAGAGAAAUCCAAUGUUAAAAUUCAGAGCACUCCAGUCAAGCAGUCUAGCGGAGGUUGCUGCUAAAACUUGCCUCCCCACUUUUGUCUCACAACAAUGAAUUUGCAAUCUGAACCCAAGUGAAAAAAAAAUAUUGCCUGAAUUGUACUGUAUGUAGCUGCACUACAACAGAUUCUUACCGUCUCCACAAAGGUCAGAGAUUGUAAAUGGUCAAUACUGACUUUUUUUAUUCCCUUGACUCAAGACAGCUAACUUCAUUUUCAGAACUGUUUUAAACCUUUGUGUGCUGGUUUAUAAACGUGUAAUCCUUGUUGCUUUUCCUGAUACCAGACUGUUUCCUGUGGUUGGUUAGGAUGUAUUUUUGUUUUGAUGUUUCUAUUGGCAUGUUUAGAUGUCAGGUUUAGUCUUCUGAAGAUGAAGUUUAGCCAUUUUGUAUCAAACAGCACAACAGUGUCUGUCACUUUCCAUGCAUAAAAUUUAGUAAGAUAUAUGUAAGAUCUGAUUUGCUAGUUCCUUCUUGUAGAAUUAUAAAUGGAGAGAUCACACUAUCUGAUUAAUAGUUUCUUCAUACUCUGCAUAUAAUUUGUGGCUGCAGAAUAUUGUAAUUUGUUGCACAAUAUGUAACAAAACUGAAGAAAUGUUUAAUAAAUAUUGUACUUAUUGGAAGUAAUAUCAAACUGUAUGGUGAUAAAUAUUGUCUUAAUUUGUAUGGCUAAGGGGGAAAUCAGGCUUGCAUUGUGCACAAAACGACAUAUCUGUGUGUGCAGCCAUGGCUUUCAGACCUUCCCUGCAACUUGCCCACUGACUGUGGCCCCAAAGCCUGAGCUGUAAUGGUGCUUAAGGCAUGAGUGCUGUACCAGAAACACCCAGCCAAGGUUCAUGAGGCAUAAUGCACUCUGAAUGUACAACAGUUCCCUAACUUAGUCUUGGAACUUAAUUUAUUUCUCAAGGACUCUACGUAGGGAAUUCCUGUCAGCUUUGCAUAGCAGGGGAGAGAACGGUAUUUCCCUAACAUGAACGAUUUCAGUGAAACCUUGAGGAGGUAUAACUUUCAACCAGUAUAUUAUGUUUUUUCUAUAUACUGUUAACUCCAUCCUCUUUUAAUCAGUAUCUUCUGACUUAGUGCAGCAGCUUAGCUUCUAUUCCCUUCUGCAGCAAGGCACCAGGAGGGUGACAUGGGGAUAGCAAGGCCCCCACCAAACUGUUGCUCAAAGUAGGCGCUUUCUCAAACAAUUUGGAACUAACCAGCAGCCAAGAGGUUUUGGAUGGUGUGUGAUUCUUUGUACAGAGCUAAUCAAAUCAUUAGUGCCUGAUGUCUAGCUAAAAGCCACAGGAAAGCUAGCCUAUAACACUUCCUAUACAUGUAAAAUUGUUCAGCUUUAUCUAAACUCAAAUGUUCAGCCUAUUCUGUAAAUAGUCUCAUGUUUGAAAGACCAUGUAACAUUCCCCUAGUAGUAAAUACACCCUGUGCUAGUAAAGUAAAAAUAUAGCCUAGAUAUGUUGUGAGGUAUAAACUAAAACUGGUGCAAAUAUCCUCUGAUUUUUUUUUGGGGGGGGGUGACUUUGGCUAACAGCUUUCUUCAACAUAGUUGCAUAAAUCAACAGGCAAUUGUAAUACAUAAAGUAUUGUCAUGGUUAAGUUGAACUCUUCCACUUGAGACCUUCACAAUAAAGUGAUGUGCUUUCUAGUAGAGAUGUGCUUGUUGGUAUAAUUCAUUAUAAAUGUGAUCUGCUGCUCCUCAGGAGCAGGAGAGCAGUCAGUGCUGCUGAGAUCAGGAACUGAAGCAGAAGGAGGUGUAUUGAGGGUAAAACAUUUUCCCUGCAGAGAGUGCACAAAUGAACUUCACUGUCAAGAUGCCUGCUACAUACUAUCCAAACCAAUGUUAAUAUAUACAGUAAUAAAAGCAUUGCAAAACCA
This is a messenger RNA of Catharus ustulatus (Swainson's thrush), 2833 nucleotides long. RefSeq names its product RAB1A, member RAS oncogene family (gene RAB1A). Gene Ontology annotation, molecular function: GTPase activity; GTP binding. NCBI's taxonomy places the organism in Eukaryota, Metazoa, Chordata, Aves, Passeriformes, Turdidae. Bases 1 to 981 code for a protein of 326 amino acids. The transcript has 6 exons. The record is from RefSeq and is a predicted model, not a curated record.